UUUUUCCUUUUCUUUUUUUUUUUUUUUUUUUAACACUUAACCACACGUUUUGAUUCCGUGCAGUGAAGGCUGGGAUCAAGAGGACAUGUCUAACCAAGGAGUUCGGCGGAAUGGCCCCGUGAAGCUGCGAUUAACAGUCCUCUGUGCCAAAAACCUGGUGAAGAAGGACUUCUUCCGCCUCCCCGAUCCCUUCGCCAAGGUGGUUGUGGACGGUUCGGGACAAUGCCACUCUACAGACACUGUGAGGAACACACUUGACCCAAAGUGGAACCAACACUAUGAUCUAUACAUCGGAAAGUCAGAUUCCAUCACCAUCAGUGUGUGGAACCACAAGAAGAUUCACAAGAAGCAAGGGGCCGGGUUCCUGGGCUGUGUCCGCCUUCUGUCCAAUGCCAUCAACCGCCUUAAAGACACGGGCUGUAAGUACCAGAGACUAGACUUGAACAAGCUGAGUCCCAACGACAGCGACACAGUCCGGGGCCAGAUAGUUGUGAGCCUGCAGUCGAGGGACCGGAUAGGCACAGGAGGUCCUGUGGUGGACUGCAGUCGGCUGUUUGACAAUGAUCUUCCAGAUGGCUGGGAGGAGAGAAGGACCGCGUCUGGACGAAUCCAGUACUUGAACCACAUCACACGCACCACACAGUGGGAGAGGCCUACCAGGCCUGCAUCAGAGUACUCCAGCCCCGGCCGGCCGCUCAGCUGCAUCGUGGACGAGAACACGCCCAUCAGCACGAACGGCGCCACGCCCACCACGGCGCUGCCACCGAGCGACGGCGACCAGCGGGCCCAGGAGAGACGGGUCCGCUCGCAGAGGCAUCGCAACUACAUGAGCAGAACCCACCUGCACACGCCCCCGGACCUUCCUGAGGGAUACGAGCAAAGGACGACGCAGCAAGGCCAAGUUUACUUUCUCCACACUCAGACAGGUGUCAGCACGUGGCACGACCCCAGAGUACCCAGAGAUCUGAGUAAUGUGAACUGCGAGGAGCUGGGUCCGCUACCACCAGGAUGGGAGAUCCGGAACACCGCCACCGGGAGGGUGUACUUCGUCGACCACAAUAACCGAACCACUCAGUUCACAGACCCGCGCCUCUCCGCUAACCUGCAUCUAGUCCUCAACCCAAGCCCUAAUGGUUCUCGAGGAGGCAUCGAAAGUCAGAAUGUCAGUCGUCAGAACCAGUUGAAGGAUCAGGCCCAGCAGGCUCUGGUGUCCCCCGGUCAGCUCCCAGAGGAGGCCGAGUGCCUCACGGUACCCAAAUACAAGAGAGACCUUGUUCAGAAGCUCAAGAUCCUUCGCCAGGAACUGUCCCAGCAGCAGCCUCAGGCGGGCCACUGCCGCAUCGAGGUGUCCCGGGAGGAGAUCUUCGAGGAAUCGUAUCGACAGGUGAUGAAGAUGAGGCCGAAGGACCUGUGGAAAAGGCUUAUGGUGAAGUUCAGAGGCGAAGAGGGCCUGGACUAUGGAGGAGUGGCCAGGGAGUGGCUCUAUCUGCUGUCGCAUGAGAUGCUGAACCCGUACUACGGCCUGUUCCAGUACUCCCGCGACGACAUCUACACGCUGCAGAUUAACCCCGACUCCGCUGUCAAUCCUGAGCACUUGUCAUACUUUCACUUCGUGGGCCGUAUCAUGGGGAUGGCAGUGUUCCACGGCCACUACAUCGACGGAGGCUUCACGUUGCCGUUCUACAAACAGCUGCUGGGUAAACCCAUCACCCUGGACGACAUGGAGUCCGUUGACCCCGACCUGCACAACAGCCUCGUCUGGAUCCUGGACAACGACAUCACAGGUGUGCUGGACCACACCUUCUGUGUAGAACACAACGCCUACGGAGAGAUCAUCCAGCAUGAGCUCAAGCCCAACGGCAAAAGCAUCCCCGUCACCCAGGACACCAAGAAAGAGUACGUCCGGCUCUACGUCAACUGGCGUUUCCUGCGAGGAAUAGAGGCCCAGUUCUUGGCUCUGCAGAAGGGCUUCAAUGAGGUCAUCCCCCAGCACCUGCUCAAGGCCUUUGAUGAGAAGGAGCUGGAGCUGAUUGUAUGCGGCCUGGGGAAGAUCGACAUCAACGACUGGAAGUCCAACACGCGGCUCAAGCACUGCACUCCAGACAGCAACAUCGUGAAGUGGUUCUGGAAAGCCGUGGAGUCCUUCGACGAGGAGCGCAGAGCGCGGCUGCUGCAGUUCGUCACCGGAUCCUCCAGAGUUCCCCUCCAGGGCUUCAAGGCCCUCCAAGGUGCUGCUGGCCCUCGACUCUUCACCAUCCACCAGAUCGAUGCCAGCACCAACAACCUGCCCAAAGCCCACACCUGCUUCAACCGGAUCGACAUUCCUCCCUACGAGCACUACGACAAACUCUACGACAAGCUGCUCACUGCCAUCGAGGAGACGUGCGGCUUCGCGGUGGAGUGAGUCGCCGGCGGAGCUCACCGACGACCAGAAGCGACGUGAUUUGGCCGCGACGAGUCCCCCCGGUCCACAAAUCAGUCCAUUCAGACGAGGGGGUGGGGAGAGAGGGAGGGAAGGGAGGGAGGGGGUUUAUUGAUGAUUGCUUCACCCAGGGACGCUCACACUUCCUGGGGACACGUGGCCGAGCUAAGGGAGGCAAAGACGACCAGAAAAUGUCACCUGACUCUGGGGGUUUUUUUUGUUUGUUUUUAUUUUUUUACACCCUGCAGCCCUCCUUAAUAUCUUUUUUUUUUUUAUCAUUGAAAAGGAUCUCUUCAGCUGCUAAUAACUCAGACUAUUUACUAACUUGUGGAACCUGCAAUUGUUUUUUGUUUUUGCUGGCUCUUCCUUUUUUUUUUUUUUUUUUUUUCUAAGUUCAUUUUAGCAUUUAAAAAGAAAAUAAACUACAAAAAAAAACGACCAUAUUCCAUGUAGCAGUUCUCCAUCUUACCAAGCAGAACACAAGGUCAGUCGGCUCUGAAACACCAACAGUAGCCACAUUAGCAAGACUGGCUGGUUUGCUAGCGUACAGGGUCACGAUUGGUCACCGCAACCACUUGGAAACACUAAAUUCGGAUGCAGACUCGGGCUGUUUGGUGCCUCGGAGCGACCGGGGGCCGCCAGUAAUGCCAAGAAUGGAAAGCUGGGAUGUAUGUGUGUGUGUGUUUGUGUGUGUGCAUGUGUGUGUGGACGAGAAGGCGAGACCAGAGACUGAAUUACAACCGACUGUUUACAACCUUCUCCAAAGACGGCAGCGCAAAAAAAAUCCCAUCAACCCGGCGCUGCGACUCCCACAAACCCCCGCGUCGCACGUUUCACGACGAGUUUGGAACCGAGGAAAUGAAUGAGUAGCUUGAAAUGUGUUAUUUUUAUAUAACAGGGAAAAUUGAGAAAGAAACAAUAAAAUUCUAUAUAAUAUAUAUAAUUUAUUUGCUGUUAUAUUUCAGAAACCCCUUUUCUUCUGUUGUUUUUUUUUUUUUUCUUUCUUUCCGACAAAAAUAAAACCUUUUAAAUGUUGAGUGUUACUGUUUAAAUUAUACACAAAGACAAAGAAUUUGUGGAAACGAGAGUUGACUGAAUUUAAAGAAUGCUGUGGUUUGUUUCUGACCUCAAAAAGAGGUUUAAGGGCAAAAAAAACCAACAACUUAAACACACAUCUGAGUGCCAUAAUUAUUUCCGAAUGAAUGAAUCUUUGCAAAUAUCGAGCUGACCCUUUAAAUUCUACUGAUUUCAUCCUGGAGCUACGUAUGCUGGUGGUGUGAUGUUCCCUUUUUUUAACAUUUGUCAUUUGUAGCUGGGCUAUAUUAGCGUCACCACCGUUAAAUUUUAAUGGUGUUCUGUACGGAAGAGUCCAAAGUUGACUUUGUGCUGCCUCCAUGUCACGAUUGAAGAAAAAAAAAAAAAAGAAAAACCUCUACUACCUACUAGCCGCGUGGUGCUAAACUGCAUUAACAUUUGUCUUACAUCGGCGACCUCGCUCACUGACGUACUACUGCUUCGACAUGCUCACACCUUGCCACAUUCUCAGGAGACGCCAUGUGUAGUUUUGUGAUGUCGGUUUGAUUUGACGACUAACCAUUUGUCUCGAUUCGCUGAAGUCUCUUAUCGUGCCCACAGCGAACCAUUAACUGCAUGUCUCCACGUGUGCUUUUUGGUUGAAAGUGAACUGAAUGAGAUGAUUUUUUUAUUUUCUAGCCUGCUCUACAGUCCUAUCAGAAAGGCGGGGAGGGGGGUUUGUUUUCUACGAUUUAAAAAUUCUUGAAUGUUUUUAAAAAAAAAGAUGCUGCCUGUCUAGCAAUCUCUACGACCGUGGACUGUUCUUAACGUUUGCAUAUGCUAAACAAAAAAAGAAGAAAACAACAAAAAAAAAAAACACACAUUUCUUUCACGUAGACGAGUGUAUGCAAAGUGAAAAGUGUCCUCAGAUGGUGCUUUGUACAGUAAUAAGAUAUUGUUCAUAUAUGUGGAUCAAACAAACUGUAAUUUAUCUUUAACUUAAGUAGAAAAAAGGAGAAGAAAAAAACAGAUUUUCUUGAAGAGGAAUUGCACACAGAAGGAGGUUGUAUUUAAAGGCGACUUCUGCACCAGAUAUUCGCUCACCUUUAAGAAGUCCAGUGCACAAGCUGAUCGAUCGCCCUACUGUCUGUUCCUACACUACAUCGCUCAGCAAAAGCCCCAUAGCUGCCUCCCACUGAACUGAACUUUUGUUUUUUUUUUUAAACAAGUCAAAGUUGAGAGAUGCCGCUUUUAUUUUUUCUUUCUUUUUUUUUUUUUUAAAUAGCAUGAUCCACUAGCAGGACUAUAUCUCUCAUAGCUGACUGAUGCAAUUUGAUGUAUGUUAACACUAUCAUUUUGUAAGAGUAUUUUAUUUUUGUGUGUAAUUAGUUCUAAUUAAACUUGCCUUUGUCUAACAAUGUAAGGCCUUGUACA
Messenger RNA from Stegastes partitus (bicolor damselfish), 4870 nucleotides. It is a transcript of the gene smurf2, whose product is annotated as SMAD specific E3 ubiquitin protein ligase 2. Gene Ontology annotation, biological process: negative regulation of BMP signaling pathway; protein ubiquitination; proteasome-mediated ubiquitin-dependent protein catabolic process. The coding region runs from base 86 to 2404 and encodes 772 amino acids. Gene Ontology annotation, cellular component: cytoplasm. The transcript is spliced from 19 exons. Lineage: Eukaryota; Metazoa; Chordata; Actinopteri; Pomacentridae. Gene Ontology annotation, molecular function: SMAD binding; ubiquitin protein ligase activity. The record is from RefSeq and is a predicted model, not a curated record.